Molecule: messenger RNA, 2802 nt
Organism: Macrobrachium nipponense
Lineage: Eukaryota; Metazoa; Arthropoda; Malacostraca; Decapoda; Palaemonidae
Product: basic proline-rich protein-like
Exons: 2
Coding region: 1-2802 (933 amino acids)
Source: RefSeq, a predicted model, not a curated record
AUGGCCCGCCAUUGGGCCUACCUUGGCAGACCCUGUGGCCCGAACCCGGGCCUGCCCGCACCGGCCCUGCUGGCAAGACCUUGUUGGCCCACCCGCCUGGCCCCGCACGGGCCUGCUUGGCCCCGCCCGCCUGCCCGCCCAGGCCUGCCCUUGGGCAGACCGUGUGGCCUGGGCCCCCCUUGGCUGGGAAGAACCUUGUUGCCUUGCCCGCCUGCCUGCACCAGGCCUGGCCUUGCAGACCUUGUGGCCUUGCCCGCCUGCCCUGCCUUGCCAGCACCAGGGCCCUGCUGGGGCAGACCUUGUGGCCUGCCCCCUGCUGGACAACUUGUGGGCCUCCUGCCCGCCUACUUGGGCACGGAACCUUGUGGCCUGCCCGCCUCCUGCACUCCAGGGCCUGCUUGGGCAGACCUUGUGUGGCCUGGGGGCCCCCCCCCCCGCCUUGGGCCCUGCACCAGGCCCUGCCUUGGCCAGACUUGUGGCCCGCCCGCCUGCCCUGCACCAGUCCUUGGGCUGGGCAGACCUUGUGGCCGUGCCCGCCUGCCUUGGCAACCAGGCCUGCCCGCCCUGCCCGGCACCAGGCCUGCUGGGCAGACCUUGUGGCCUGCCCGCCUUGCCUGGCAACCAGGCUGCUUGGACGACCUUGUGGCCUGCCCGCCUGCCCGGCACCAGGCCUGCUUGGGCAGGACCUUGUGGCCUUGCCGCGCCUGGCCCCCUGCACCAGGCCUUGUCCCUGGACAGACCUUGUGGCCUGCCCGGCCUGCCUUGGCACCAGGCUGCUGGGCCCAAGAACCUUUUGGCCCGCUCACCUGCCCUGCACCAGGCCUCUGGGCGGCCGCCUUGCCCGCCGCCCUGGCCCCCCUGCCUGGGGCAGACCUUGUGGGCCUGCCACCCGCCUGCCUCCACCGGCCUUGCUUGGAAGGACCGUUUUGGCCCGGCCCGCCUCCCGCCUCCGCAACCAGGCCUGCGGGGCCAGACCUUUGUGGCCUGCCCGCCUGCCUGGGCAAACCUGCCUGCUGCAGACCAUUUUGGGUCCCGGCCUGCCCUUUGCAACCAGGGCCUGCUGGCGAGCCCUUGUGGCCCCCCCACCAGCCUGCACCAGGCCUGCUGGCAGACCGUGGCUGUUCCUGCCCGCCUGCCUGCACCAGGACCUGCCUGGCCUGCACGACCUUUUGGCCCUGCCCGCCUGCCGGCACCAGGCCUGCUGGCACCUUGUGGCCUGGCCGCCUGCCUGCACCCAGGCCUGCUUUGGACGACCUUGUGGCCUGCCCCUGGCCUGCACCAGGCCUGCUGGGCAGAACCUUUUGGGGCUACCUGCCGCACCAGCCUCGGUGGCACCUUGUGGUUGCCCGGCCUGCCUGCAGGCCUGCGGGCAGAGCCUUGCCUGACCACCAGGACCCUGCUGGGGACCCAGGACGGGGCCCAGGAAUUGUGGCCCUGCCCGGCCUGCCUACACCAGGGCCGCGGGCCUGUUUGGCCGACCUUGUGGCCUGCCCGCCUCCUGCACAGGCACCCUGCCUUGCAGACACCUUGUGGCCUGCCCGCCUGCCUGCCACCCGCCUGCAGGACCUUUUGGGCCCGCCCGCCUGCCAGGCAACAGGCCUGCUGGGCAGACCUUGGUGGCCUGCCCGCCUUUUGCCCCCCCCUGCAACCAGGGGCCUGGGGCCCAGACCUUUGUGGCCCUGCCUGCCUGCACCUAGGCCUCUCUGGCCAUGCCUUGGUUGGCCUGGGGCCCGCCCGCUGCCUGCAGGGCCUGCUUUGGCAGGGCCUCCGGUCCUCCUGGCCUGCCUUGUAGACCUUGUUGGCCCCCCCCACCUCCGGCACCAGGCCUGCGGGGCAAACCUUGUGGCCUGCCCGCCUGCCUGCACCAGGCCUGCUUGGGCCGACCUUGUGGCCCCCCCACCUGGCCGCACCAGGCCGCCUGGGCAAACCUUGUGGCCUGGCCCGCCCCCCUGCCUUGCCUUGCACCAGGCCGCUUGGCAGAACCUUGUGGCCUGCCCGCCAAAACCUGCCUCCUGCACCAGGCCUGCUUGGGCCAGAGGCCUGGGCCCCCCCCCCGCCUGCCUGGCACCAGGCCGCUUGGGCAGAACCUUGUGUGGCCUGCCUGCACCCCGGCCUGCCUGUAACAGGGCUGGGAGGACCUUGUGGCCUGGCCCGCCUGCCUGCACCAGGCCUGCUGGGCAGAUCUUGUGGAUGCCCGCCUUGCCUGCACCAGGCCUGAUGGGGCAGACCUUGUGGCCCUGCCCGGCCUGCCUGCACCAGCCCCUAGUGGGCCAAGACCUUGUUGGCCUCCCCGCCUGCCUGCACCAGCUGUUUGGCCGACCUUGUGGCCAUGCCCGCUGCCUGGCACAAGGCCUGCUUUGGGGGCCAAAAAAGGACCCCCUUGUGGCCUGCCCCGCCUGCCUGAACCACCGCUUGGCAGACCUUGUGGCCUUCCCGCCUGCCUGCACCAGCCUGUGGGCAGACCUUGUUGGUCCCGGCCUGGCCCUGCACCAGGCCUCUGGGGGCCGACCUUGUGGCCCUGCCCCGCCUGCCUGCACCUGGCUGUUGCCAGAACCCUGUGGCCUACCGCCUACCUGCAACAGGCCUGGUAGGCAGACCUUGUGGCCUGCCCGGUGCCUUGCACCAGGCCUUGCUGGGAGACCUUUGGUGGUCCGCCUGCCUGGCACCAGGCCUGCCUGGGCCGACCCUUGUGGGCCCUGCCCGCCUGGCCUAACCACCGGCUGGGCAGACCUUGGUGGCCUGCCCGCCUUGCCGCCAACCAGGCCUGCCCUUGGCCCGGACUUUGUGGCCUUGCCCGUAUGA